AUGAUAAGAUGUCUGUGGCUCAAAUCACGCAGCAUCUCUCCCAGUGUCAGGUUCUCCAGUUCCUCCGAGGUUUUUCAUAUAUCUCGGGACUUUCGUCAUAAAACCAACUCUGAUUUCAUUUCCUAACCAAAAAGAACCUUGUCUUCCGUUCAGAAUGUCGGAGUCAACCGCAUCCGGAACAUCGGAAUCGUCGCCCACGUUGACGCGGGCAAAACGACAGUCACCGAACAAUUGCUCUACCUGACAGGCACGACGAAAUCUGUCGGCGAAGUCGAUUCUGGCAGCACUGUGACUGAUUUCCUCGACAUGGAGCGAGAGCGGGGUCCGAAUCAUAGUCAAAUUAACUUUUUUUAAAAUUUAUAUCAAAACCUACUUGCCUUCGGAAUCACUGGAUGACUAUUUGAAAAAAAAUAAAUUCAUUAUUGACAAGUUUCACAUAUUUAAACUUGGUAAGAAGAGCUGAACUUCGGAAAAAGUCUCAUUCAGGAAUCACGAUCCAAUCGGCGGCAGUGACCUUCAACUGGAUGCAGCACCGCAUCAACCUCAUAGAUACUCCCGGCCACGUCGAUUUCACAGGUUCCAGCAGGAGAAUCUGAGAUCCGAAGAACGUAUUGUAGUUUAGUGGAGGUGGAACGUUGUCUGCGAGUCCUCGACGGCAUCGUCACAGUUUUGGACGGAUCCGCCGGUGUUCAGGUGACGCGGUAGGGAUUUUGGAGGGGAAGAAACUCUUCAGGCACAAACUUUGACGGUCUGGAAGCAGGCCCAGCGCUUCGGCCUUCCUGCAAUUUUUUUCGUCAACAAACUCGAUAAGAAAGGCGCCGAUUUCAAAAAAACCGUUGACGAUGUCAAGCAGAAACUCGGCGUCGAAGGUUGGUAUUGAAAAGUUCUAGAAGCAGCCAAGAUUUGAUUUCAUUAAAGUUAAAAACUAUAAUUCCGUAUAUAUAUAGAUUUAUAUAUAUCUGAGUGUUUCAAGUUUUUUAAUUUCUUGAAAUUUAAAUGUGGCCGAUUCACAGCAAGAUCGCUAUCAUUAUUGAGUUCAGCCCUGUGUACGGUUAUCCCGAAGGCCGAUUUCUCUGGAAUUAUCGAUCUGAUCAGCGGAUCUCAACUCUCUUUCAAUGCUGGCCGCAAUGCAGAGUGGCAAGAAAUCAAGGCUUCACGGGUGUUAGGAGAUCCUUUAAAGACGUUUUCUGCAGGAGAAAACUCACGACUUCGACCAGCUUCUAGCCCAGCGCAGCGAUCUCUGUCUGGAGGUCGCCGGCCAACAUGAAGGCUUCAUGGAACAUUUCCUGGAGGAGUGCUCCGGCCAAGUCGAUCGCGUCGAUUCUUCCGCUCUGCUCCGAGGCUGGUUUUAUUGUCAAAUCUAAGAUCAAACAGUUGAUCAUCCAACUUUUAUUUUCCAUUUUUCCUUUCCGAAAGAAGCCUUGUGGAGCGAGAAAUCUGUGUUCUACUAAAAAUAGAGAAAAGCAUGAUCUUUAUGCGUAAUAAGUGUAUUUUUUCCGCUGUUUUCCGGUUAAGAAUUCUGUUUGAGUGUCGCUAUUUCAGCCGCAAUCUACGAAACGACUUUUCCAGAAUUACUCUGUAAACGUGAUUUGACUCGAAACCUUUAUUUUUUCUCAUUUUCUUGAAAUCAAGGCUCCAGUUCUGAGCGACGAGUUCAGCGAUCAGGGAAGUGACCCUCGGAGGGAAGGCAGCGACGGUGACGUGCGGCAGUGUCCUCAAGUCUACUAGCUGCGCCAGGCCGAUCCUCGAUCACGUCGUCAAUUUUUUGCCAGCUCCGAACGAAAGGAGCGCCCAACUCGGCCAUCUGUUUGGAGACGAGCUCGCCGGCUUCGUUUUCAAAGUACUCAGGGCGUUGUUUGGAUUCGAUAGGAAUCUGUUUAGGUGACUCACGACAAACGUCGAGGACACCUUUGUUACGUCAGAGUCUACAAUGGAACUUUGAAGAACAAUUCCAGCGUUUUCAACUCGAAUCAAUUUCGCAUGGAGGGACCUCUGAAGGUUUUUUUGGAGUAGACUCACGGAAGCGGAACGUGUUAGGAGAAGUUCGAAAAUUCCUGUUCUUAAAUCGAUUCAACAAGAAAGAAUUCGAUUUCACUUUUUGAAAAGCUUUAAAAUUCGGUCAAAAUUCUUUGUGAUGUGCUUUGAUUAUUAUCCUGACGGUCACAAUCUUCACUACUAACUGUUUUUCUUGAAACGGAACGGAACGCCUUGAAGUUAUAGUACAUCCCACAUGGUUCAAGAAAGUGUAUUUUGGGAAACAGUAACUUCUUCAUGCAUAUUUGCGCAUCAAACAGUCGUUUUUCAAGGUAUUUGUUCCUUAUGCGGAUGAGCUGCGUCAGGCGAAAGAAGUUGGGGCUGGGAACAUAGCGGUUGUCGCAGGACUGUCGCACUCGGUCACUGGAGAUUCUCUCCUGGCAAAGUGAACAUCUUUCAAAAAUUCCAAAACUCGACUUUUCAGCCAGGCUGUCGCUACUUCUGUGAACGAAAAACUGCACACCGAACUGAAACAGAGCCACGAAGGACCGGAUAAUCACAGAAAAUCUGCUCAUGACGUGGUCAGUCGCUUCUAUUUGUAAGAUGGUCUCAGUUUUUCUUCAUAAGUCCCGAAAUGUGUUUUCAGUACCCCAACGAUUCUACUGGUUCCUCUAAGAAUAGAAGUGACUCGAAAAAGGCCGCUAUAGGAUUGCAGCCGAGAGAAGACGGCGAAGGGAAAACUGUCGUUUUUUCUGGUUCGUCUUUCAUUCAUCCAUUUUUGAACUUUUGUGAAAAUUUAAGGAAUCGAAAUACCCGACUCUGUUUACUUUUGUUGCGUCGAACCGCCGUCGACGAAGAGCUUACACGAGUUUGAAAGCGCUUUGGAAGAAAUUGCUAAAGAAGUAAGUCAUAUUUCAAAAUUGAUGAAAAUUUUCUGUAAGACAGGGCCAAAAGAUAUGCAUGA
Molecule: messenger RNA, 2938 nt
Organism: Caenorhabditis auriculariae
Lineage: Eukaryota; Metazoa; Nematoda; Chromadorea; Rhabditida; Rhabditidae
Source: the annotation of a GenBank genome assembly